Messenger RNA from Engraulis encrasicolus (European anchovy), 7840 nucleotides. It is a transcript of the gene phlpp1, whose product is annotated as PH domain and leucine rich repeat protein phosphatase 1. Bases 257 to 6127 code for a protein of 1956 amino acids. The record is from RefSeq and is a predicted model, not a curated record. Gene Ontology annotation, molecular function: protein binding. Lineage: Eukaryota; Metazoa; Chordata; Actinopteri; Clupeiformes; Engraulidae. The transcript is spliced from 17 exons.
UUCGCUGUUGCGUCUCCGCCCGCCCCCUGAUUACACUCCUACUUGAGUUUCCUUCUGGUGUUCGUCUCCAUGAUUUGACAUCGGGAGGUUGGGAUAAGAUCUCGACAAGAUAGACAAGCAACUGGAGGUAUGGCGGUUUAAAUUCGCCACACAGGACGCAGACGCAAAUGGUGUUCAUUUUAGCCGCGACUCACAUGGACUAGCAGGUCUUUUCUAAGUACGUAUCAGCGGUAUACUUUGUUGUUACUUGCGGAAGAUGGAAAGUGCGCGGACUGCUGUGUCGGCCGUCAGGUUGGCCGAAGGCAGCACCAUGGCGGUAGGCUCGGCGAAAUCUAGCUUGGACGCAAGUGGUGCGAAGUUAAAGAAAUCAACUGGACUUGCUAUCGCCCUCAGAUCGGUCGUGGAUGAUGGCGGUGGAGGUGAAUUGAAGACAGAGAGCGCUGGGCAUCUGGGAGCCCCUCGCGUGGAUGUAACGUUACGCAAAGGGAGUAAACAACCGCAGGCAGCUGCAGACACAGCCGUCGCAAAUAAAACUACUGUCAGAACUUCAAAAAAUGGCCGCGGUUUAACUAGCAAUUCGAAUUCGCUGCUUUUAAAAAGGAGACGACUGAAGAGGAAUCUGUCCGCUGCAGCAGUCACCGCUGCCACCUCAGCUGUCUCGGCCGGGGGAGGGAAGAUGAAUUCAGCCGCCUCUUCGUCGUCUUUGCACACACGCAGCCUUGAUAGGAAGACUUUGCUCCGGCAUCGACAGAACAUGCAGUUACAGCCCUCCGAUAGACAGUGGGUGCGCGCGGAUCUACACAGGGGAUCCAUACAUGUCCACGACAAACUCACGCCCUCAUAUCCUAGGCCGGUGUUGUGUACACUGGAAAGUACCGCUGGUGAAAUAGCAUGCCGCCUGAGUCAACUAAGCAGUAAGUCAGGUUCUGUAGUUCGUCUUGUGGGUAAGUCGUAUCCUUCGACUGAUCUUAAUGGCAACUGUAAUGGCAAGUACAACUUCAACCACCCGUUGUAUAAACAUAAUGAAAAUGGCAGCUCGGGGUACAGCCAUUUGGGUUCCCCCAGACGCUCUGAAUUCAGAGGCCGUCAGGCAGACCAGCCAGGUGACAGAUUGAGACUCCUGCUCCUAGACAAGGAUGAUGAUGGGCACAGACAUGAAUUUGACAUGAGUUUGUACUCAUCUGAUACUCAGUCAGACGACAACAUUCUGCAUCACUCCUUGACAGAUUUCAACUGUAAUAUAAACGCAGACACGCCGAAUGACGACGAUUCAGAAAGAAGGUUUAGUGGUCAUGACAUCAGUGGGAGAACCUCUGGGUCAGAUGUCGAGAGUAGUGCGUUCGAUGACCUUAGUUCUGGAGCCCGACUCAGCGAGCACCGAGACUCCCUUAGCGAUGACAUGAUUCUGGGCACUGAUGCGUCUGCUCUGAGUCCAACGUUUGACAGCAACACCGAGCCCCUCGACACCUAUGGCAGUUCGUCUGACGAACUAGAACAUGAUUGCCCUUCGUCUAUGGCCGCUGACCCAUGCCCUCAAGACCUUAGUAAAUAUCCAAAUGGUAAAAACGGUGGCAGCAGUGGGAUAUUUGGCGAGCUGUUAAACACUGAGAACGACAGCAGACUGGAACCACAGUUUCUGGGCAGUAUGCCACCGAGCAGUAGCUCCAGCUCUUUAUCCAGGGCCUGUUCUACAGGUAAUACAACCGAUACACAAGACCCCGACAGCCACCAAGGCAGCGAGGAAGCGGGUCCGGUGUCAGAAGACGACGCCACCCCAGCACUUUACGUUCAGCUGCACGGAGAGGCUGCCAGGAGACUGGGCCGAGACGAGAGGCCCCUGCAAAUCCAGAAUGACUUUCUUUUCAAGUUGGGAUUUAAGGACCCAUGGAGAGUGCAAGAGGAAGGCAUGAACACGGAGCUGGGGUCCCUGUUACGUUUUUACGCAGGGAAGCCGCAGAUCAUUGAGAGCUCGGAGCGCGUGCAGCUCUCGGGGACGUACAACGUGCGCAAGGGGAAGCUCCAGCUGCCGGUGAACAGGUGGAGUCGGCGGCAGGUCAUCCUGUGUGGCACCUGCCUCAUGGUGUCCUCCGUCAAGGCCAGCCACACCGGCAAGAUGCACAUCCUGCCUCUCAUCGGCGGAAAGGUGGAAGAGGUGAAGAAACACAACCACUGUUUGGCCUUCAGCUCGGCAGGCCCCCAGAGUCAGACCUACUACAUCAGCUUUGACAGCUUCACUGAGCACCUACGCUGGCAUCGACACGCAGCCAAGAUGGUGUCCCAGAGGAUCAGCUCGGUGGACCUGUCCUGUUGCAGUCUAGAGAAGCUGCCGCCCAACUUGCGCUACAGCCAGGACCUCACCCAUCUCAACCUCAAACACAACUUCCUACCAGCAGACCACACACUACAGCAACUGCACUGGUUCACGCGAUUACGGAGCCUCAACCUCUCUAAUAACCACCUGGGCUCUUUCCCGCUGCCCAUCUGCUCCAUCUCCACGCUGACGGAGGUCAACCUCAGCUGCAACCACCUCACCUCCGUCCCCAGCGCAGUGGGCAACAUGCACAAUUUGCAGACGUUCCUGUUGGACGGGAACCUGCUGUCGUGCCUGCCCAGCGAGCUGGGCUCUCUGCAGCGGCUCACCUACCUGGGCCUGUCCUUUAAUGACUUCCGGGAGGUGCCGGUGGUGCUGGAGCAGCUGGGCUCGGUGGAGCGCCUCUGCAUGGCCGGCAACAGCCUCGGCCAGCUCACCCUGCAAGCUUUCCGGCUGCUGCGCAUCAAGCACGUCGACCUGAGGCUCAACAAGAUCGCCAGGCUAGUGCCGGACGAGCCGGAGUUCCUGCGGCACGUGACUCAGCUGGACCUGCGGGACAACGGUCUGACGGAGCUGGACGCCACCCUGUUCCCCCGGCUGGAGGUGCUGCACUGCGAGAGGAACCGCCUCACCAGCCUGCGCGUCAAGGGCUGCCUGCUCAAGGGCCUCUACGCCGCACACAACGAGCUACGCGAGCUGGAGAUCAGCCCGGCUGCCACCAACCUCACCUACAUGGACCUGUCCAGGAACUGCAUGGAGAGCUUGCCCGAGUGGCUGGGCGAGAGUAAGAAGCUGGAGGUGCUUGACAUCAGCCACAACCAGAUCAAGGAGCUGCCCCCAUGGGUGUUGUGUCGAGGCAGCCUGAGGAAGCUGCUGACGGGUCAUAACCGGCUGCAGCGGCUCCCCGACCGCGUGGAGCGCCCCCUCCUGGAGGUCCUGGACGUGCAGCACAACCAGCUGCAGGAGCUGCCCUGCAACCUCUUCCUCAAGUCCGACAGUUUAAGGUGCCUGAAUGCGUCAGCCAAUAAGCUGGAGAACCUGCCUCCCUCCAGCCUAUCAGAGGAGAGCCACAGUAUCCUGCAGGAGCUCUACCUCACCAACAACCACCUGACCGACAAGUGUGUCCCGCUGCUCACAGGCCACACCCACCUGAGGGUGCUGCACAUGGCCUACAAUCACCUGCAGACCUUCCCUGCCAGUAAAAUGGCUAAGCUGGAGGAGCUGGAGGAGGUGGAUCUGAGUGGUAACCGGCUGAAGGCCGUGCCCACCACCAUCAUGAACUGCAGACGCAUGCACACGCUCAUCGCCCACUCCAACAGCAUCGAGGUCUUUCCCGAAGUCAUGCAGCUCAUGGACAUGAAGUGUGUGGAUCUGAGUUGCAAUGAACUGAGUGAGAUCACACUGCCGGAGAAUCUGCCGCCGAAACUCCAAGAGCUGGACCUGACUGGCAACCCCCGCCUCAACCUGGACCAUAAGACCCUGGAACAGCUGAACAACAUCCGGUGUUUCCGCAUUGACCCGCCCCCAACCUCCUUCUCAGCCAAUGAGGCCUCUGGAGGGCCUGCUGUCUGGAGCCAUGGCUACACGGAAGCAUCGGGAGUCAAAAACAAGCUGUGCGUGGCGGCACUGUCUGUGAACAGCUUCUGUGGGAAGCGCGAGGCGCUGUACGGCGUGUUCGACGGGGACCGCAACGUGGAGGUGCCCUACCUGCUGCAGUGCACCAUGAACGACAUCCUGGCAGAGGAGCUGCACAAGACCAAGAGCGAGGAGGACUACAUGACCAACACCUUCCUCGUCAUGCAGCGAAAACUGGGUACAGCGGGCCAGAAGCUUGGCGGCUCGGCGGCCCUAUGCCACAUCCGGCACGACCCCACCGACCCGGCAGGCUGCUUCACGCUGACCGCGGCCAACGUGGGCAAGUGCCAGGCCAUCUUGUGCCGCGACGGCAAGCCGCUGCCCCUCUCGCUCCUGCACAACAUCGGCCUGCCCGAGGAGUACAACCGCAUACGUCAGCACAAGGCAAUCAUCACCGAGGACAACAAGGUGAACGGCGUGACGGACUGCACGCGCAUCAUGGGCUACUCCUUCCUGUACCCGUCCGUCUUGCCGCGGCCGCACGUGCACACGCUGGCCCUGACGCCGCAGGACGAGUUCUUCAUCUUGGGCAGCCGGGGCCUCUGGGACGCCGUGGACGCCGCCGAGGCGGUGGAGGCGGUGCGGAACGUGCCGGACGCGCUGGCGGCCGCCAAGAAGCUCUGCACGCUGGCGCAGGGCUACGGCUGCACUGACAGCCUGAGCGCGGUGGUGGUGCGCCUGAGCGUCAGCGAGGACUGCUGCUGCUGCUGCUGCUGCUCCUCCACCAGCGUGCUGCCUCACCCGGCCACCGCCUCCCUGGGAGGAGGAGGAGGAGGAGGCGCGCACCACCUCCACCUCCACCACCACCACCCGCAGCCGCCCCCCAGCCCGGGCCUCUACCCGCCCGGCUCUGCCGGCGGCCACCACCACCACGGCAUGGCCCAGCCGUCCUCGGGCAGCGAGCUGAGCAGCGAGGUGAGCACGUCGGAGAUGAGCUCGGAGGUGGGGUCCACGGCGUCGUCCGACGAGCCCCCGCUGCUGCUCCCCGAUGCCCACCUGCUGCCCCCUCCGCACCUGCAGCUGGCAGGGGCGCUGCACAUGUCUGGUGGGCACGGGCACGGCAUGACAGGUGGAGGUGGUCAGGUGGGCCGCAGCGGCAGUGGCGGAGACCUCCUGGCGCCCUCCUCCUCGGCGCUGGCGUCGUCGGUGUCUCGGGGCAGCUGCUGCGCGCUGCACGCCAGCUGCCUGCCCGCCGCCUUCCAGCGGCAGCUCUCCAGCGCCACCUUCUGCAGCGGAGCCGCGCUGUCCGACAACGCGCUGGACAGCGAGGACGAGGAGCCCAUUGCCGGCGUGUUCUCUAACGGCAGCCGGGUGGAGGUAGAGGCCGACGUGCACUGCCGCGGCCAACGCAGCCCCACCGACGCCAACGGCACGCACCCUUUCUCAACGCCUGUUGCCACUGAGGAGAAUACUACCACUGCUACUGCGUCUGCCGCUGCUGCUGUGGAUGUCACUGCCUCUGCUUCUGAUGAUGCUACUGUUGCUGCUGAUGCUGAUUCGUCUGUCGCGUCUGAUGCGUCUGGAGAGACCCCUGCGUGCACGCCCACCAACGCACCAGACACCACAGCCGCGGAGACCACCCAGCCCACGCAGCCCACCCAGCCGGUUGUCAAGGACACCGUUGUGACUGAGACAGUCCAACCUUCUGCUUCUUCUUCUUCUGCUGCCCAGACCGACACCAACGCCACCACCACCGCCUCCAUCGUCGAGGCACCCUCCUCCUCCACUGUUGAAGUUCAGGAAGAGGUGUCUGAAGUGUCCACCCUGGGGGAAGUGGAGAAUGGCCUAGACGUGGAAAAGGAGAGCGGCCAGAACAAGGUGUCGACAUUGGAGAGGGAGAAGGGAGCUGGAGGGUUAGUGCUAAUGGCCGCCGUAGGAGGAGGAGGAGGAGGAGGAGAGCACGUAAGGACACUGGGCCGUCGGCAACGGGGCAACGGGUCGGUGGCGCCGCAGGAGCGCAGCCACAACCUGAUCGAGGUGGCCACCGAGGCGCCGUGCCGCAAGCCGGGCGGCUACUUCACGGCGCCGGCGCAGCCCGACCCCGACGACCAGUUCAUCAUCCCGCCGGAGCUGGAGGAGGAGGUGAAGGAGCUGAUGAAGCAGCACCAGCAGGAGCAACAGAGACCCGCCACCGGGGGCGCCGCCGAGCAGCCCAGCGACUACUAUGACACACCACUCUGAGACCAGUGUCUCUCUCACACACAUGUAACAUGCGUGCACAUGCAUAUAUGCGCACACGCAUACACGUAACAUGCACGCUCAUACGCGCACACACACACAAUGCCCUGAGCUUAUGCGUACACCGAAACUCACACAAGCACACAGGCACAGCAUGACGGUGGUUGGGCUGUGUCAAACACAUGCCGAGACCACUCAGAGAUGUGAAAUGCACACGCUGAUGAUAGGCUCAUGCUUGCUGUUUUAACACACACACACACACAUACACACACAUAAAUACAUGCAUACUUAGCACUUUUUAUCCCUUGCAUUCAUGUGCACACUUUGGACUGCUGACAGGAAUAGAGAUAUACACCUAAACUAUAUUGCACACACACACACCCAUGCACACAGAUGCACACAUAUACACUGAUCUAGCUGUCAGUACCACUUUUAAAGAUAUAUAAAUAUAUAUAUAUAUAUAUAAAUAUAUUUUAUAUUGUGCACAACCAAACAUUCCAUCUGAAAGGACACACACACACACACACACACACACACACACACACACACACACACACACACACUUUAGAGCAGUCCUUACGCUAAUACAAAGUGCACAGAAAGACCACACCACUGGAGAACCUUGUACCUGAGCAGCCAAUUUGGAUGAAUGAGUGUGAUGGAGCGAAAGUUAAAAAUGAGAAUGGAGGAGGAGGACGAGGAGGAGGAGAAUAGCCUACGUUGCGAGAGAAGACAAAUCCCUUUAAGAAAAAAAAGACUACAACCCCCAGAGUGACCUGCACACUGCUGUGCCUCACCCUUUAAAGGAAUAGAGCAGUUCACUACUGAACACAUCACAUUGACAUGACCUACCACCCCCCCCCCCCCCCAACCCCCCCACUCCAUCUCACCGCCUAUUUACCCAACACCACCCCACCCCACCCCACCCCACCCUGACAGACAAACAACAGAUAAAUAUCCUCACCAGUCAACACUAGUCCUCAGCAUUACUCUCUCCACCUGAUUUAAAUUUUAAUUUUUACCUUUUUUUAUUUUAUUUUAUUUUAUUUUAUUUUUUUAAAACCAUAUCGUUCAACACAAGAAAUACAAGACUGAGUUUUAAAAGCAUAUAAAAGAAAAGACAAAAAAAAAACAGAAGAAACAAAAAUCUACAGUCUUUUUAUGAUGCAUAAACUUGUGUUUGUAUGGUACACGUCCGUAAUACCACGCUUAACUGUUGUAGAUAGGGCACUUAAAUGAUACUGUAUUUCAGUAAAUUGUGGCUUUGGGCCUGUAAAAAGAACAUAGAAAUUUAGUAGAAAUUUGAAAGACUAACUCCUAGGAGUUGUUUACUCUUUAUGGUGACCUAGUCACUUCUUACUAAUCUUCUCUGAGAGAAAUGGUGAUUUUUUUUUCCAAUGAUUGUAAAUAAGACAUUGUAUACUGAUGCUUUUUAAAGGAACUGUGUGCGUUUGUGACAAGCCUCACCCUCUCUUGUAUGCGUACAGUCUCACAUUGCGGCCACAAGUAAACCGGAAACACUGACACCACCUUCACACACACACACACACACACACACACACACACACACACACACACACACACACACACACACACACACACACACACACACACACACACACACACACACAUACACACACACACAUUGCCAAAUGCCACUCAAACAUAGGUUAAGAUUGGUCCUAUACUAUUGACCUUUCUAACACACACACACGU